This is a messenger RNA of Anopheles stephensi (Asian malaria mosquito), 2257 nucleotides long. RefSeq names its product transmembrane protein 115. Gene Ontology annotation, biological process: retrograde vesicle-mediated transport, Golgi to endoplasmic reticulum. The transcript is spliced from 4 exons. The record is from RefSeq and is a predicted model, not a curated record. The coding region runs from base 355 to 1713 and encodes 452 amino acids. Lineage: Eukaryota; Metazoa; Arthropoda; Insecta; Diptera; Culicidae. Gene Ontology annotation, cellular component: membrane; Golgi apparatus.
AACACAGCGAUCAAAAGUGGUAAAUUUACAAAUCGCGAACCAAUCGACCGCAGCAACUUGAAUUCCCUUGACUAUCGAAAGCAAUCCUUAAUUUCGGCCAUUUCUUCCAGCCUGUGUACCUGCCAGCCGGUAUCGCGUUUGUAUGACAACCACUGCAAAGGUCUGUGGCUGCCCUGUUCGUUACUGCCGCCGUUGCUGCUGUUGUUAUCGUCAUCGGUGCUGCCGCAACUGCUGCUGCUGACACGGCAUAAAUGUUAAGAUACCGAUCAGGGCGCGUUCUGCGGUGCAACGGGAAGUAAACGGGAACGGCAGGGACAUCCUCGGGCGAUCGAGACCGCGCGAACACACACGACGAUGGCUAGCAGCAACAAUGCCAUCUACAUCCGGCAGCAGAUGUCGGCCCUGCUGGGCAGUACGUCGACUUCGAUCAAGUUCAUCUGCAUCGCAACGCUGGUCGGGUAUAUGAUUUCCUUCUCCGAGCGCAUCUCCGUACUGCUGUGCGUUACGCCCGGCUAUCUGAUGCCACCGACGUUCUGGGUGUGGACCAUCUUUACCUACUUCUUCAUCGAGCAGCACUACUGGGAGGUGCUGGUGGACCUGGUAACGGUGGGGCUGUGCGGCAAGCUGAUCGAACCGUCCUGGGGCCAGAUGGAAAUGUUGCACUAUUUUGCCAUCACCAACACGGGGGUGGCCAUCCUGACCAGCUUCUACUAUCUGUUCUACUCGAUGAUAACCAAAGAUGCGGAGAUUCUAUUUAACGUUCGUAUUUACGGGCUUGCUGGAAUGAACGCAGCAAUAAGUGUAGCCGUUACGCAGAUAAUGCCCGACCAUCUAAUAGCCCGAACGCCGCUCGGUAAAUUCUCCAACCGAAACGUGCCGCUGACCGUUGUCAUAGCUGCAAUUUUGCUAUGGGCUUGCGGGCUACUAGAUGGCACAUACCCGGCAAUGUUUGCAUCGGGUCUGUACGUGUCCUGGGUUUAUCUGCGCUUCUAUCAGCGACACUCGAAUGGUACGCGGGGUGACAGUGCGGAGAACUUCCGCUUUGCAAGCUUCUUCCCGAACGUGCUGCAACCAUUCAUAGCGGUCAUUGCCAACCCGGUGUAUCUGGGCUGCUUGCGAAUAGGGCUAGUGAAACGGUUAAGUCCGCAACAGUCAAACUCUUCGUCGCUACAAUCGGUCAGCGUACAGUUGCCGGGGGUAGAUCCGCACGAUAUGGAAAGGCGAAGGCAAAUUGCGCUAAAAGCACUCAGCGAACGGUUGUCCAAAACGACCGAUUCUAGUCGUCAGAACACCGUCCCGAAGUCAUUCCCGCAAACUACCACAGGAAAGCAUCACCAUCAUGGGCACCACCAUGGUCACGGGCAUGGACACAGCCAUGGACAUAGUCAGCACCAGCAGCAGUUUGGUGGGUUGCCACCGUUCCAGGGUUUCCCUAUGACGGUGGAUCGUCCAGCGAUAGCGCUACCUCCGCCACCUUCGAUGAUCGCGUCGACCAGCAGUAGUGGUAGCAGCAGUGGCAAGCCUCUUGCUGGCUCAUCCUUGCCCAGCGCGACCAGCACGACGAGUCUACCGUCCACUGCACCAGUGACGGGCUUGCCCGCGUCCUCUUCUGUUUCUUCGAACCUGAUCAAUCUGGACGCAGUGGACGCAAGUGGCAGCAGCAGUAGUAGUACCGGUGUACCUCCCGGAGGGCCACCAACGUCCACAAUGUAAGCGGUGUAACGUUACAGCCCCAUUUCGCACCCUUCCGGUCACAACAACUCUAGUACCAUAACAAGCCUUCGGCAUAGCUUUAAGCGUUGUUUCUGUUUCGUAUUUGUUUAUUUUGCCCAUCCUCCCUCCCCCCCCUCCCCCAUAUAAUACCUUCGUGGCGUAUCGAGUGUGUUUGGCGUAGAAGUUUUCUUUCCCGUUCUGGACCAGUGAAAAGGGGAAGCUGAGACAAGCAUACCCUUGAAUUUAGGAGCGAUUUGAUUUCAAAAUUUACCAAUAAUUAUAACACAAUGUGCAAACAAUUGUGCUUUUCAAAAACUAGUGAUCGUACCCGUCUAUAUUCUACGGCUUUGAUUAAUGCAAUUUAGUGAUGUGAUGGCGAAAGGAGUUGGUAGAAAGAGAGAGCGUGGCAACGUUGGUAGAUGAUAUUAUUAUUAUUGCAGCGUUCGAUGGUCGAUCUUAUUCUUCACAAUCCUCUCAGAUUUAUCUGACAAAAACCAAGCGACAAAGAAAUGAAAAUAAAACAAUAACAAUUGAGUCAAAUAAA